Nicotiana attenuata is the source of this 675-nucleotide messenger RNA. Its product is annotated as protein FANTASTIC FOUR 1-like. NCBI's taxonomy places the organism in Eukaryota, Viridiplantae, Streptophyta, Magnoliopsida, Solanales, Solanaceae. The transcript has a single exon. The coding region runs from base 87 to 632 and encodes 181 amino acids. The record is from RefSeq and is a predicted model, not a curated record.
UGACUAACGGCUCAAUUUUUAUUUUUUUUAAUAUUUAUAACACCCACAUUUCCACGUGUCCUAUUGUUAUUGGUCCGAAAUAACCCAUGCCCCACUUAAUUUUAACCUUGGUUAGGUCCACCUACCCAAACCCGACCCGGUUAAAACAUACCCAAAUCAAUAACCCAACCCAAACUCUUCAUACCAAAUCCCCUUCUCUCCGGUCGUCUUCCCCAAGAUGUAAAAGGUGCUGGCAAAGAAGUAAUUCGGAGAAGAAAGAAAAGAAGUUUACGCCGCCAUUAUCGUCCUUAAACCAAAAUGGAAAGCCAAAUUUCUUCAUGCGUGCGGUGAGAAAAGAUGGAAGGUUAGAGUUGACAGAGGUGAAAAUUGGUCGGCCCGAAACUCUCCUUGCUUCUGGCCAAGAUGGACGACUGAAAUUACAUAUUCGUGAUGAAGAAGAAGAAACAGAAGAGGAAAACGAAGAUUUCCCCCUGGACGAUGAAAAAGAGAUGAUUGUAACAAUUCAAGAAAAUGAUGAAGAAAUACUUGAAGAAGAAGAAGAAGAAGAAGAAGAAGACAAGGUUGCAGAGUGGAAGUUUCCAGCGACAAGCGGUGGCAGUGGAGAUGUUGUUCGGAGAAAUUCCCAUGUCUAAUUUCUGGAACUGGAAAGGGGGGAUUUGGAAUGGGUUGGGUUGG